GCAGUUAACAUAAGAUCCCAUGCAACGCAACUGAUCUGAGACAACUCUACAGCGACGCAGACGCAGUUCCGGUUAAACGUCAUGUUGGAUUGGCAUUCAGCAACACGGUGAGCGGACUGACUGCUUUACUACAGAAGCAGACCCUUUGAGGGAGCAAUCUACAAAUAUGUCGUUCAUAAUUGAUUGGCUGUACAGAGGAUUCAGCAAUGUAUUACAAUUAUUAGGAUUAUAUAAAAAGUCCGGGAAACUCGUUUUUCUUGGAUUAGACAAUGCUGGAAAAACAACGUUAUUGCACAUGCUUAAAGAUGAUCGACUUGGUCAACAUGUUCCAACACUUCACCCUACAUCUGAAGAGCUGAGUAUUGCUGGCAUGACUUUCACAACAUUUGACCUGGGUGGUCAUGCUCAAGCAAGACGAGUUUGGAAGAAUUAUCUACCAGCAAUAAAUGGAAUAGUCUAUCUUGUUGAUGUUGCUGAUCAUGAGCGCCUACUUGAAGCCAAAGUUGAGCUGGAUGCUCUCCUAACUGAUGAAACCAUCUCCAACGUGCCAGUCCUUAUUUUGGGGAAUAAAAUUGAUCGUCCAGAAGCAAUUAGUGAGGAUGCCCUUAGAGAAAUGUUUGGUCUUUAUGGACAAACUACUGGAAAGGGAAAUGUAUCACUAAAGGAGCUCAACCUAAGGCCAAUGGAAGUCUUUAUGUGCAGUGUGUUGAAGAGGCAAGGAUAUGGUGAAGGUUUUCGAUGGCUUUCUCAGUAUAUUGAUUAGUAUAUUUAAUGUUACUAAACAAUUUGUUCACCCUAAAUCCAUGAUCCCUUGAUUUUCUAUCUUGUAAUAAACUGUAGUAACCAGGGGUGUUGUAUAUUUUGUUGUCUGAGCCUUAAAAAAAACAGGGUGGUUAUGGGAUAGAUACACGUUAAAUUAAUGUGUCUAAACAAGAGGUGAGCGGGGCACAAAUUAACGUGGGGUUAACUGUAACACAGCUACUUUACAUAGUUUCACAGGGCUGAGUAAUGUGCUUUUGGUCAUUUUCUCUUACCAUCAGAAAACAAUCUCCUGUGAAUCUGUGAAAUUUUUUUAUGUGUUUUUGUAAAAA
Paramisgurnus dabryanus is the source of this 1091-nucleotide messenger RNA. RefSeq names its product secretion associated, Ras related GTPase 1Ab (gene sar1ab). Gene Ontology annotation, molecular function: GTP binding; GTPase activity. The record is from RefSeq and is a predicted model, not a curated record. Lineage: Eukaryota; Metazoa; Chordata; Actinopteri; Cypriniformes; Cobitidae. Gene Ontology annotation, biological process: intracellular protein transport.